This is a messenger RNA of Caenorhabditis remanei, 558 nucleotides long. RefSeq lists its product as uncharacterized. Bases 1 to 558 code for a protein of 185 amino acids. The record is from RefSeq and is a predicted model, not a curated record. The transcript has 2 exons. NCBI's taxonomy places the organism in Eukaryota, Metazoa, Nematoda, Chromadorea, Rhabditida, Rhabditidae.
AUGCUGAAUCUUUUGGCUGUAUGUUCUCUCUCACUUCUUCUAAUUCCAACUGAACCAUGUGCACCUGGAUCUGGUACUCUGGGAACCAAAGCAACUUUUGAAUACGAAAUGUUCCCGCCAAUUCCUUACACAUAUUUCUCAGCGAGCCCAUAUCCAGGGCAAAUUGAUGAGACUUUCGCAAACUAUGAAGUGAAAUCUGAUGUUCAAAACUCGAUUAACGAAGUACUUCAAGCCAACAGUAUUCCAACAAAUGAUGUGAAUCCACCAACCGUCCAAUACACAGCUCCAGAGGCACAAAUCUCUUCUGCACCAAAUUGCACUUUGGACAUUGCAAAUCAAACACUUACGGCCAACGGUAGAGUCACUCAUCUGUGCAAAGAUGUCGAUGGAAAAGCAACGGCAGAGCUGUUCCUUCGUCCUCUUGUUGUUCAGAUCACUGCAGUUUCCGCAAUUUAUCAGAGUCAAUGGACCGCAUUGGCUAGUCAAGUGGCUGAUAAAUUGAGAACUAGAAGAAAUGCUGAAUUCUAUACUGAUCCAAUUGUUGUUGUCUCUAAUUGA